AUGCCUCUGCGCAUCCCGUUCCUCGGCCGUCUCCACAUCCGGGAGUACUUCGUCCUUGCACUCUCGAUUGUGCUCAUCGCCCUCGAGUCACUCGUCGCGCUCAUCACGGUCGCAAUACCCACGCCGAUAAUCAACAUUUUCUACCGUAUCACCCGCCGAUUGUUCAACCAUCUCUCCUCGCCCAACUCGCGCCGUAAUAGGCAGAAGAAGAAGGGUGUGUGGAGCUCCAUCGCCAAUGCUCCAGGUUUCGGAGAGCUUUGCGAGCUCUGGGGAUACUACACCGAAGAACAUGUGGUGCAAACUGGAGAUGGUUAUCUGUUGGGAUUGCACAGAUUGGCGUAUAGAAGAGGGGAAGAGGACUCCAGAGUCAAUGCCGGACCAGGCAAAGGAGGCUUGAAGAAGAAGGUCGUUUACCUGCAUCAUGGACUUAUGAUGAACAGCGAGGUGUGGGUGUCUCUAACGGAGCGGGAACGCUGUCUGCCCUUCGAGCUGGUCGAGAGAGGAUACGAUGUCUGGCUGGGCAAUAACCGCGGAAACAAGUACUCAAAGAAGAGUGUACAUCGCGCACCAACGGAUCAGUCUUUCUGGAACUUCAGCAUGGACCAAUUCGCCUUCCACGACAUUCCCGACUCGAUCGAGUACAUCCUUAGGACCACCCACCAACCUUCAUUAUCGUACAUUGGCUUUUCGCAGGGAACCGCCCAGGCCUUUGCCACGCUUUCUAUCCACCCGGAUUUGAACGACAAGGUCGAUGUCUUCAUUGCGCUCGCGCCUGCCAUGUCACCACCAGGCCUUACUUCAGGAGUCGUCAACACUUUCGUUAAGACCUCGCCCGACAUUCUCUUCUUAGUUUUCGGCCGAAAGUCGAUACUGCCUUCUACCACUAUGUGGCAGUCCAUUCUUUACCCACCGAUCUUUGUUCGCUUAAUCGAUGCUUCUUUGCACUUCCUCUUUGGCUGGACAGCCAGCAACAUCACUGCACAUCAAAAGCUUGCUGCAUAUCCGCAUUUGUAUUCGUAUACUUCUACGAAGAGCGUGGUCCACUGGUUCCAGAUCAUCCGCAAUGGUGUCUUUCAGAUGUACGACGAUGAUGCGCCGAGCGUCAUGUCGAACAAAUCAAAAUACUACAAAGUCGCUAAGUUUCCGACCCGCAAUAUCAAGACGCCUAUAGUGUUGGUCUACGGUGGCUCAGACAGCUUGGUAGACAUCAACGUAAUGCUCAAGGAGCUACCUCGUCAUACCGUUGCGAAGGAGAUCCCGCACUAUGAACAUCUCGACUUCCUCUGGGCAUCAUCCGUUGACCAGCUUGUCUUCCCGCACGUUUUCGAGGCGCUAGACGACUAUGCCGGUCUUGCAGGCGGAGAUAUCCCGCACCUUGGGCACCGCAAGGACAAGAGGUUCCGCUCGCCAGCGAGGUACAAAGGCCUCCUUCCUGAAUCAGGAGCGCUGCCUGGACCAGAAGGCGAUGACGCGGGUGAUGAGUCCUCGUCCAGCCCUGUUGCCCUACGUUCCAGAAAGCACUCUCAGUCCACGCGAAAAAUAUCCUUCACAGAUCCAACAUCUGAGGAUGUUCCACAACCGCAGUCGCCCUCGGCACAGAGAUCACGAAUACCGCAUCCGGCGUCAAGUUAUGCCUCAGCUGUAGAGCGUACACAUUCACAGCCUGCAAGCACAACUACCUUCCCUCCACCCGCAGCUAAAGUCCCCAUUCACACGCUUGAGUCACCCUCGCCAGCUGCUUCUCAAUCACAAAUCACCGCACGCAGCUCGACCAGUCGACCUGAGGGCUGGUGGUCGUCGGAUGAGGUUGCGGGAACCGGCCAUUCGGAUCCUACGACACCGGAGCAUUCAGCAACUAGGAUUCGGAGGAAGCAGAGCUUUGACAGUGUGAGGAGCGGGAAUAGCACCAAGGUCAGCGUGUUUGGUGAACGAGGGAUAACCUUGGGGGCGGGGAAGGCGGUUAGUGGACUAGUCGGCGGUUUAGGCAGGGGAGAGAGCACUGAGAGCUUGGAUUCAGAAGGGAAGAACGAGAAGAAGGGCAAGAAGGGCAGUGCGUGA
This is a messenger RNA of Didymosphaeria variabile, 2058 nucleotides long. It is a transcript of the gene TGL1, whose product is annotated as cholesterol esterase. The transcript has a single exon. Bases 1 to 2058 code for a protein of 685 amino acids. NCBI's taxonomy places the organism in Eukaryota, Fungi, Ascomycota, Dothideomycetes, Pleosporales, Didymosphaeriaceae. The record is from RefSeq and is a predicted model, not a curated record.